Molecule: messenger RNA, 600 nt
Organism: Stylonychia lemnae
Lineage: Eukaryota; Ciliophora; Spirotrichea; Sporadotrichida; Oxytrichidae
Source: the annotation of a GenBank genome assembly
AUGCUUCUGUUGGCAAGACCUGCUUGCUUAAUCAGAGUUGAAUUCGCUACAAAAAAUGUCGUGCUCAGACAAGGUGGUACAGUUAAAGCUUAGAUUUGGGAUACUGGUAUUUCAUUUUUUAUUAACUAUUUUUGUUAGCUGGGACUGAAAGAUAUAGAGCAAUUUGUAGCGCGUAAGAAAAUGAUUAUUAGUUAUAAAAAUGGUUUUAGUCAUUAUAGAAGAGCUUUAGGUGCUUUACUGGUCUAUGACAUAACAAAAGAGAUAACAUUUAGCAGCCUUAGAAGUUGGUUAGAUAAUUUAAAAACUCAUGCUGAGCAAGACAUUUGUAUUAUGCUUGUGGGAAAUAAAUUAGAUCUUGUGUAAUAGGACCCAUCAUUAAGGGAAGUUCCCACAGACGCUGCAAGAGAAUUUGCUUAAAAUGAAGGACUUAAAUUCAUAGAAACUUCUGCAUUAAGCAACAAUAAUGUGAAAGAAGCAUUUGAGAACUUGCUUUAAGACAUUCACACUCAAAGAUCAAAAAUGCCAAAAACAACUCCAAAAAACCCACUUAUAUUGGGAGAGGAUACUCAAACUCCAGGAAAUAAAUCCGGUUGCUGCUGA